AAAAAAAAAAGAUAGAUAACAAUCCCACACAUUCACUCACACUUUUAGAGAAACAGAGAGAGAGAGAGAGAGAGAGAGUGAGAAAGAGAAGGGAAAGUUUUAGUUUUUAUUUUUAUUUAUUUGUUAAAAAAAGAAAAUGCUGUGAAAAAUCUUUGCUUGAUACUGUUUUUGAAGUGUUCUUUCAUUGCUGGGUUUUUGAGGCACUCUUCUACUGAGCAUUCUGAGUGAGAUCGGGUUUUUGGUUGUUGUUAUGUGAGAUUUGGGAGGUGGGUUUUGUGUAGGAGGUUGUUUGUGAUGGUGGGUGAGGAAUACCAUUUGGAUCUGAGAGAGAUUUACUGAAAGAGAAAGGGAGAGUAAUGGAAGGGAACUUUGUUAUGGCUUUUCUUUCGCUCUUCCUCAUCUUCCUGCUUUCUCCAUUAUGCUUGAUUUCAGCUAACAUGGAAGGUGAUGCUUUGCACAGUCUAAGGACCAAUUUACUGGAUCCUAACAAUGUCCUACAGAGUUGGGAUCCUACCCUCGUUAACCCCUGCACAUGGUUUCAUGUCACCUGCAACAAUGAUAAUAGUGUCAUAAGAGUUGAUCUUGGAAAUGCAGAUUUGUCUGGUUCACUUGUCCCACAGCUUGGCCUGCUCAAGAAUUUACAGUAUUUGGAGCUUUAUAGUAAUAACAUAAGUGGAACAAUUCCCAGUGACCUAGGGAAUCUUACUAGCUUGGUGAGCUUGGAUCUUUACUUGAACAAGUUUACUGGUCCCAUCCCAGACACAUUGGGCAAGCUGUCAAAACUGAGGUUCCUUCGGCUCAACAACAACAGCCUGUCAGGACCAAUUCCUAUGUCAUUGACAAAUAUCACAACAUUGCAAGUGCUGGAUCUAUCAAAUAACCAUCUCACUGGUGUAGUUCCAGACAAUGGCUCCUUUUCAUUAUUCACUCCCAUAAGUUUUGCUAACAACCAGGGUCUAUGUGGCCCAGUUACUGGGCAUCCCUGCCCAGGAUCUCCUCCAUUUUCUCCUCCUCCUCCUUUUGUACCACCGCCUCCAAUUUCUGCACCAGGAGGGAAUAGUGCCACUGGGGCGAUUGCUGGAGGAGUUGCUGCAGGUGCUGCUUUGCUGUUUGCUGCCCCUGCAAUUGCAUUUGCAUGGUGGCGUCGAAGGAAACCUCAAGAAUUUUUCUUUGAUGUACCUGCUGAAGAGGAUCCAGAAGUCCAUCUGGGGCAGCUUAAAAGGUUUUCACUACGAGAAUUACAAGUUGCAACUGAUAGUUUUAGCAACAAAAACAUUCUGGGUAGAGGUGGAUUCGGGAAGGUUUACAAAGGACGCCUGGCAGAUGGUUCGCUGGUAGCUGUAAAAAGACUGAAAGAAGAACGUACACCUGGUGGUGAGCUGCAGUUUCAAACAGAAGUAGAGAUGAUCAGCAUGGCUGUUCAUCGAAACCUCCUCCGGUUGCGUGGGUUCUGUAUGACUCCAACUGAGCGGUUACUUGUUUAUCCCUACAUGGCUAAUGGAAGUGUUGCAUCAUGUUUAAGAGAACGCCCACCAUCUCAACCACCACUUGAUUGGCCAACACGAAAGCGGAUCGCAUUGGGAUCUGCAAGGGGUCUUUCUUAUCUGCAUGAUCACUGUGACCCAAAGAUUAUUCAUCGUGAUGUGAAAGCUGCAAACAUUUUGUUGGACGAAGAGUUUGAGGCUGUUGUUGGGGACUUUGGGUUGGCUAAACUUAUGGACUAUAAGGAUACCCAUGUUACAACUGCAGUACGGGGCACAAUUGGGCAUAUAGCUCCAGAGUACCUCUCUACCGGGAAGUCGUCUGAGAAGACAGAUGUUUUUGGGUAUGGGAUCAUGCUUCUGGAGUUAAUCACUGGACAGAGGGCUUUUGAUCUUGCUCGGCUAGCAAAUGAUGAUGAUGUCAUGUUGCUUGAUUGGGUGAAAGGACUUCUUAAGGAGAAGAAAUUAGAAAUGCUAGUUGAUCCCGAUCUCCAGAACAAUUAUGUGGAAGCUGAGGUAGAGCAGCUAAUCCAGGUUGCACUGCUUUGUACACAAGGCUCCCCAAUGGAUCGGCCAAAGAUGUCGGAAGUGGUGAGAAUGCUUGAAGGUGAUGGCUUGGCAGAGAGAUGGGAUGAGUGGCAAAAGGUGGAAGUUCUCCGGCAGGAAGUGGAACUUGCUCCUCAUCCUAACUCUGAUUGGAUUGUUGACUCCACAGAAAAUCUACAUGCAGUCGAGUUAUCUGGUCCAAGGUGACCCUGGCACAGUAGAAGUAAAGAAAAAAUUACGACUUACUUUUUUUUUAAUUAUAAAAUUUUCUUCCUUUUUUUUUUUUUUUGGCCCUCUUUUUCUUAAUGACCAUAUUCUGAUUAUGUAUCCUGUAAGUCAACUCUUGUAUUCAUUACAUUUGUGCAUAUGAGUCAGCUUUGUCAAGGUGCAAUUUGUAUCAUUUGCUGUAGUUUGAUGAAGCCUUGAUGUUUUUUGCCUAGAUGAAGCUGUGGCAAUUCAAUCUUUUGUGCACUCA
Quercus robur (English oak) is the source of this 2502-nucleotide messenger RNA. Its product is annotated as somatic embryogenesis receptor kinase 2. The coding region runs from base 357 to 2234 and encodes 625 amino acids. The record is from RefSeq and is a predicted model, not a curated record. NCBI's taxonomy places the organism in Eukaryota, Viridiplantae, Streptophyta, Magnoliopsida, Fagales, Fagaceae. Gene Ontology annotation, biological process: protein phosphorylation. The transcript has 11 exons. Gene Ontology annotation, molecular function: protein binding; protein kinase activity; ATP binding.